Solanum pennellii is the source of this 876-nucleotide messenger RNA. RefSeq lists its product as uncharacterized. The record is from RefSeq and is a predicted model, not a curated record. Gene Ontology annotation, molecular function: nucleic acid binding; zinc ion binding. The transcript has a single exon. Lineage: Eukaryota; Viridiplantae; Streptophyta; Magnoliopsida; Solanales; Solanaceae. The coding region runs from base 1 to 876 and encodes 291 amino acids.
AUGAGGAAAUUAGGACAAGAAGGUUUGGAUAGUAUUUUAUGGUAUAAAUUGAAUACAUGGUGCAAGAACUAUUUUGAAGAAUAUAGCAAAUGUGAUGUUGUGGACAACAAUAUAACAGAAAGCUUUAAUGCUUGGAUAGUUCCUGCAAGGUAUAAAACCAUCAUGACAAUGCUUGAGGAGAUAAGGGUGAAGAUGAUGAAAAGAAUUGGUGAAUUGGGAGAGUUCUCAAACACUUGGAUCACUGAUAUAUCUCCUAUGUCUUUGAAGAUUUUUCAAGAAAACAUUCAAAAGUCUAUGCAAUGUAACUUGACUUGGAAUGUAGAAACAGGUUUUGAGAUUAAACACCAUGGAAUUACACACACUGUGGACAUUGUUAAUAGGAGGCGUAGUUGCAGAUCCUGGCAGCUCAGGGGAAUUCCUUGUCCUCAUGGUGUUGCUGCCCUUCAUUACAAAAACUUGGAACCAAUCCAUUAUGUAGCUAACUGUUAUAGCAAGGAAACCUACCUCAGCACAUAUGCCCAUUUUAUUCAGCCAAUGAAUAACAUGAAAAUGUUUCCAACCUCAAAUAAUCAAAUUGUAAAGCCACCAAAGAUCAGAAAAUUGCCUGGAAGACCAGGUAAGGUAAGAAGAAAGGAAGCAGAUGAAGGCAGAAAAACUCGAAAGUUGAGCAAAAAAGCUGUUGUAAUGACUUGUAGAAAAUGUGGCACACAAGGACACAAUAAAAGAGGAUGUCCUGCAAGAAACCAAGUUGGUUCAAGCCAAUCAACUAAACCAUGUUCUAAGGCAAGAAGUACUGGUCCAAGUCAGUCAUCUGAACCAUCUUCUCAGACACAUGUACUUUUAUUUGUUACUCCCAAAUGUAUGUUAUAUGUGUAG